Messenger RNA from Prorocentrum cordatum, 546 nucleotides. The record is from the annotation of a GenBank genome assembly. Lineage: Eukaryota; Dinophyceae; Prorocentrales; Prorocentraceae.
AUGGCUCCUCUUCGCCUGACGGCCAUUGAACGCGAUGAGCACGACAACGAGAUGCGUUUCUUCAGUGACUUCCUGCACCGCAACCGGGAGGAAUGGGAGAAGAAGAUCGAGAAGGAGAUCCACAACGGGCGCACCCGCAUCACCGUCGACCUGAAGGAGCUGCGCAAGGAGAAGGCUGGGCUGGACCUGAGGGUGCUCGAGUCCCCUGCCAAGUACCUACUUCCUUGGGAGGAUGCACUGCUCAGCUUCCUCAAGGAGACGAACGAGAAGGCGGUGCGGCAGCUGAAGCAGCCGCUCAAGCUGAGCGUGCAGGGGGCCUUCGGGCGCAACCACGUGACGCCCCGGGGCAUGACGGCCGCCACCCUGGGGCAGCUGGUCUGCGUCGAAGGCAUCGUGACGAGGGCCGGCCUGGUCCAGCCGAAGCUGGUGCAGUCCAUUCACGUCCGGAAGGACCACUCCGAGUCUCCAGCGCGCGCGACGCGCCUCAGGGCGCUGCGAGACGGCCAGUCGCGCGGCGAUGCCCAGGAUGAGCCUGGCUGGGUUUGA